GCUAUACUACGGCUAAUCCUUUUAUUUAAGAAAUUUACGUUUUCGGAUAAGGCAUUUAAUUAGACAUCCGCUUCAUAUAGGCAAAAAUUACUUCGCUAACUGUGGAAUGGUGCAUGUCUGUUUUGCCUAGUUAACAAACUGGUGCUGCUCUCGACAUUAGCAUGCCGCUAGCUAGCUAGCUAACAACAAUUAGCCAGGUGUAGGCAUUGGCUUAGCAAUGCGAAAUCGUUUUGUGAUAUAGCUUCACGUUAAUGUACUUUAUCUAAUAAAAUGCACGUUACCUGUUAAUACUGUUAGUUGACUACAGUGGAUAGCUAGUCUAUUUACAUUAAAAUAGGCUAUGCUAACAUGACUAUCUGUCAAGGUAGAUAAGAGACUAUUGUUGUUUUCAGUGUUGCUAGCUAGCUGGACUGCUCUUAACUGUUAUAAAAAAAUAUAUAUAUUUUCAGGAAUUACUUUCUAAAUAAGGUUAUUUAGACCGGACCGCUAUAAAACAGUACUACAACUAACUCUAAUGUAAGAGAUCAGUUAUGAUAGUUAGCCAUCUGCUAUCGACUUGAGAUGAGACCGAGGCAAAAUUAUUUUAUUUUAUUGGAUAUUCUGCUUUCUAUCGUCAAAAGCUAUUAAACCAGAAACAGAAGGAGUAACCCAGACAAGUUACAGGGGUUAUAAAGCUGAAACAUCCGUCUAUAUAGAACGUUUUCUCGCCACCAAUUACGGUAGCGACCGGAAGUCCAGUCUGGGUAGUGGGAGAAGAUGGAACCAGGUGAAACUGGGCCAACAUUCUGCAAGGUUUCUCAUCGAUUUAACAUCUGAUAUCAAAACAAUUAUAUAUUCUGAAUCGGGAGGAUAGAGAAAAGUUAACUGCUUUUUUUUGUUGACCCCACCCCCCCAAACUUUCAAUCUUCAAUAUCUUUUAAUUAAUAAUAUUCUUAGAUGUAAAGUCCCCUGUUUUACGGGACCUGCUUGGGUCUGACCGAAGUUUUUGCUUAUAAAUCGAUCUGUGGACACCGUUGUUUGAAAUGGCUUGCAUUGAGAGAUAGUAGUAUAUGUGACUAGGAUGUUUAACCUGACACCACUUGAAGCUGGGAUGGCCCUCCUACCAUUUCAUUCGCUCUACCGAAUGUCCGUCAACCUCCUGGCUGAGCCCUAGGUCACAGCCACUGACAAAGCACAUGCCUGCAAUUCUUGCGUUAUAGCUCAGCAGGAGAGAGUGGGUUCAGCAUUGUAGCACAUUCAGAGAUCAAUUUAUAGCCAUUAAUCUAAAAUAACAAAUGGAUUUUAAACAAAAAAAACAACACUUUCUGUUCAUCAUAGAUGGACACGAUUAAUUUGAGAGGAAAGAUGCUUAACGGUCACAUAUAAUAAGGAUUUGUAAGAAACAAGGAAAUACACACGUAGGAGCGAUCAAGCAUGGACCGUAUAAUGAAGGAGCAUGGUGUCAAGUUUCAGAGUGUCAGAGCUACAAGUGUUACUGGGCUUCGCUGGGCGUAACAAGAGUGGUCCCAAGCAUGAGCUCCUUCUGAGGGUCUUGCACCUCCUGAAGAACUCCUCCUGCAGUCCAGCCGUCCAGAUCAAAAUCAAGGAACUUUAUCGACGCCGCUAUCCCAGGACGAUAGACACUUGUCUUACCGACUUGGCUGCAAUUAAGUCUGCGUUCUCUACGGCAGCGGAAGGCGGUGAUGUUACCGUGGUAACCUCUGACCUCAGUGACCUGUCCCCUGACGGCGCCAGUGUCUCCCGGGACUUUGACCUGGCGUCCGAUUCUCUGCUCCUCUCUGGUGAUUCGCUGCUGCUCCACGAGGAGACCAAUAAGGAGCUGAGGAUGAACCUCCAGCAGCCCGCCCCUCUCAUCCCUCCAGUCCACCCAGACGUCCAAAUGAAGUCUCUGCCAUUCUACGACGUGUUGGACAUCCUCGUUAAGCCCUCCAGCCUGGGUCAGUGUCUCUCUGGAACCAGCACUGUUCAGAGAUACCACCAAGAGAAAUACUUCAUCUUCGCCUUGACGCCUCAACAAGUCAGAGAGGUGUGCAUUUCAAGGGACUUCCUACCAGGUGGCAGAAGGGACUACAUGGUUCAGAUACAACUGAGGUUUUGUCUGUCAGAAACAAGUUGUCCCCAAGAAGACAACUACCCCAACAGUCUCUGCAUUAAAGUCAAUGGGAAGCUCUUCCCCUUGCCGGGUUAUGCCCCGCCCCCUAAAAAUGGAGUGGAACAGAAGAGACCGGGAAGACCUCUAAAUAUCACCUCAUUGGUCAGAUUGUCCUCUGCCGUACCCAAUCAGAUCUCUGUAACGUGGGCAGCCGAAAUUGGAAAGACGUACUCCAUGUCGGUGUACCUGGUGAGACAGGUCACCUCGCCUCUACUGCUGCAGAGGCUCAGGAUGAAGGGCAUUAGAAACCCAGACCACUCCAGAGCGCUGAUAAAAGAGAAGCUGACAGCAGACCCUGAUAGUGAGAUUGCCACAACCAGCCUGAGGGUGUCGCUCAUGUGUCCCCUUGGUAAAAUGCGUCUGACUGUGCCGUGUCGAGCUGUCACCUGUUCCCACCUGCAGUGUUUUGACGCAGCCCUCUACCUGCAGAUGAAUGAGAAGAAACCCACCUGGGUCUGUCCUGUCUGUGACAAGAAGGCCCCCUACGAGAGCCUCAUCAUCGACGGGUUGUUCAUGGAGAUUCUGAACGACUGUUCCGAUGUGGAUGAGAUCAAGUUCCAGGAGGACGGGACCUGGUGCCCCAUCAGACCAAGGAAAGAGGCCCUCAGUGUGUCCUCAACCUGUAUCCCAAAAAUAGAACCGCGUCUAUGUGCCAUGGUCCCCUCCCACAGCGAGCUCAGCUCAACCAAUAAGAAGGCAGACGUGAUCGACCUGACCCUGGAGAGCUCAUCAGAGGAGGAGGACGAGGAAGAGGAGCCUGAUCCGCCACUGAAGAAGAGAUGCCUCUACAUGUCCAAGACAGAGGAGGUUCACGCCAAGGGAGUGUUGACGUAUCAGCCAUCCACGGGGCGCCUCCCAAAUGUACAGGCCCUGGACACGCCAUACCUGAUGUCUUCACUAGCAGACUAUACAGUCCCCUUCCACCACUCCACCCUGUCCACCAUCCCUACAGACAUGCAGAGUCUGGAUCUGUUCUCGCUGAUCCAAGGUGACCCGCAGCAUUACAGAGCUCCCAUGUUCCUGGAUAACCUGACCAGCAGCCUGCAGGGUGCCACCACUAGCGCCGGCCUGGUGUCCUCUUCUAGCCAAUACGACACCAGUUCCCACCACACCACUGCCUCUUCAUCCUCCCAUGAGACUGGGGUUAUCACUGGGGGAGGAGGAGGGUCCAACAUCAUCUCAGACAUCAUCUCAUUGGACUGAUCUUCUGGUCCCUGAGAGCUCAUUGGACUAAGCUUCUGGUCCCUGAGAGCUCAUUGGACUAAGCCUCUGGUCCCUGAGAGCUCAUUGGACUUAGCCUCCUAUUCGACACAAGCCUCCGAGGACUGAGGUAGUGCACUAUAUAGGGAAUAUCGUGCCAUUUUGGACCUGGACGAUGUCCACAGGCCACCACAGGCUAGGCUAACUUGUCUCCUUUCCUUUGUCUGUCUGCCAGUGAAGUUAGGACACAUUUGCUUUUUUCCCCCUACCGUGCCCGUGCUGAUUGAAGGAAAGGAAAUCUAGGAGAGGAAGCCAUUUUUAGAUAGUUGAGACUGUUGGACCCGUAGUCUUUUCUCAAUUGGAUUUGCUCAGCUCCUACAUCCUCUCCCGCCUCCUUUUGAACAAAGGUCAAAGGUGAAUGGAGGAGAGGCGGCUAGGAGAGUGAAUGUGGGUGAAAAUGUCCUUGUAUGAAAUGACGUUUACAGGUUGGAUCCCAAAACGUGGUGAUUAAAACGAAUGAAGAUAGUUGUGGAAGACAUUUUUUUUUUUUUAGCUACAACGGUAGAUUUGAAACAUGUUCAUGCUUUUUCUCCGACGACAAAACGAAAGCUUGAUUUAAAGAGUGGAGGGGGGCAGGUUUCAGUGGUCUUCCAUGAAGGACUCCGGUAGGAUACACGUGACCUUCCUCGAGGUAAAGGUGACUAUCAAGGAGAGGAGGGAAACUCUUCCGUUCAGCUAUUAACGAAUUGACAUAUCCUUGACCACUCAUCGGUUUCCGGGUCACAGAGGAGAGAGGACGGACCCCCCCAAAAAUAGUCAAAAGCCUAUUUUGACUGGAUGAGAUGACAUGGAAGCAUUCCGCAGGAAGUGGGACAAUGGGGGCGGGGUUUGUUUCCCCCUUCAGUCACAGCAAUAAUACUGAGUUUUCCAGAUCUACUGACUCUGUACACGGUUGAAAGUGUAUCUAAAACAUGGAACCAUUAGAAAUGAGAUAUUUGUGUGUGUGUGUGUGGGGGGGUGGAUUCAUGAAUUGGAGGUACCAUUUAGUUUUUUGUACAAAUUAUCAAAAGUGAUACAAACUAGAGCGUUGAGUGUUUAUAAAAUGCCAUCUUUCUCAGCAUUUUGGAAAGUCUGUUUUGUAUUUAGUUGGACCUUGUUGUGUAUGUACCAUCUAAUUAUUUUUGCCUUCUUGGGAGGAUCCCCUUUUGUUCUGUGUGUAAACAUGUAUGUGAGUUAAUGUCCCCAAAUGGUUUCCGUCCCACGAGUCCCGACUUUUGAACAUUUGAAGUCUGUUGGUUUGAAGGUUAAGCAGGAUGUUUUCACUGUUGCAUAGCUACAUGUUCACAGAACCAAAUGUAAUGCGAAGUUGUCAAUUGAGCCUUUGUUGAACGUAGCAAAAAAAGAAAUCAGGGCCUGAAAUAGUGUAUUUUAUUUAAUGUACAAAACUCUAGAUAAAUUAGCUAAGGCAAUUAGUGCUGCAGUGUAGAAUGAUAUGUUGGCCCUCAACCUUGUAUGAGUUGCUUAGGGAAAGGGGACCUACCCACUAAAAUGUUAGGAUUUACAUUAAGUUAGGUUAAUGUUUUAAAAUGGAACCUGAAGUAUUUUCCAAACUUAAAUUUAAGGGAAUAGAUAUUUAAUAUUUUAUUGUAGUUAAAGGAUGCUCCUCUUGUUUCGCUGUGGGUAAAGGAUGCUCUUGUUUCGCUGUGCCAUCGUGAUGCAAACAAACAAACAACAAGGUGCUCAUUUUUUAUUUGCUGUCAGGAUCUCAGACUUAAAACAAUAAAGCGGCAUUUUUUAAAAUA
This is a messenger RNA of Oncorhynchus tshawytscha (Chinook salmon), 5154 nucleotides long. RefSeq names its product E3 SUMO-protein ligase PIAS2. Gene Ontology annotation, molecular function: SUMO ligase activity; transcription coregulator activity; zinc ion binding. The record is from RefSeq and is a predicted model, not a curated record. The coding region runs from base 1436 to 3355 and encodes 639 amino acids. Lineage: Eukaryota; Metazoa; Chordata; Actinopteri; Salmoniformes; Salmonidae. The transcript has 14 exons. Gene Ontology annotation, biological process: regulation of transcription by RNA polymerase II; protein sumoylation.